Harmonia axyridis is the source of this 872-nucleotide messenger RNA. RefSeq names its product protein SGT1 homolog. The record is from RefSeq and is a predicted model, not a curated record. Gene Ontology annotation, molecular function: protein-folding chaperone binding. The transcript has 5 exons. Lineage: Eukaryota; Metazoa; Arthropoda; Insecta; Coleoptera; Coccinellidae. Gene Ontology annotation, biological process: protein stabilization. The coding region runs from base 121 to 756 and encodes 211 amino acids.
UUUUAGGUCUAUGCUCUAAACGUCAAACGAUGACAUUACAAACAAACAUUCUAGAAAAUCAUAUACGAAGAUCAGCUGUAUACUCGCAAACUAUAAUACAUUUUUGAAUUAAUCUUCACAAUGUCUGAAAAUAAUGAAACCGAAAACCCUCCUUUCAAGCACGACUGGUAUCAAACAGAAACAUCUGUCGUAAUUACGGUUCUCAUUAAGAAUAUAACAAAAGAGCAACUCACUAUCAAAUUCUCAGAAAGUGCAGUAGAUCUUCACAUAAAUGCAGGAGAACACAACAGUGAAAUAUCAAGAAUAUUCAAAUUGUCUCAUAAUAUAGUUCCUGAUCAGUGUAGUUACAGAUUAGCCUCUGUUAAAAUUGAAAUAAAAUUGAAAAAACAGGAAGGUUAUAGGUGGGAAAAAUUGGAAGGAGCUUGUGAUAAUGUGCUCAAAACUCUACCCCAAACUGUUAUUCCCAAAUCAGACAAACCACCCUCUUAUCCUACUUCUAAAGGUAAAGAUUGGUCUGCAAUUGAAAAAGAUAUAUGUGUACAAGAAAAAGAUGAAAAACCAGAAGGUGAAGAAGCUUUGAACAAACUUUUCCAGGAUAUAUAUGGAAAAGGCAGUGAUGAAGUGAAGAAAGCAAUGAAUAAAAGCUUUAUGGAGAGUGGAGGAACAGUAUUAAGCACAAAUUGGAGAGAAGUAUCUAAAGAUAAAGUGGAAUGCAAACCUCCAGAUGGUAUGGAAUUCAAGAAAUGGGAAUCUUAAGACUUGUAGCCUUUUCUGUAUAUUUAUAGAUAUUAAUGAAUUUGAAAUUAUAAUUUUGCUUUCAAAUUUUCUUUUUUUUGAAGGUAUUUUCAAAAUAAAUUUUUAUGAAACAUCAA